AUGGAAAACGAAGGAAUAUAUCAACAGCGAUUUUUAGAUUCUGAAGUCACUAUAGAUGAAGAAGUAAAGAAAGAAACAAUUGAUGAUCCAGAUGAAUCACGUUUUGAUGAAUAUUCUUAUACGGAAAAUGAAGAAAUAUGUCUACAGCAAUUUUUAAAAUCUGAAGUAACAAUUGACGAAGAAGUUAAGCAUGAACCGAUUGAUGAGCAUAUUGCAGACACUAGUGAGGACAAAAUAAAUUUAUAUAACAAACCUUACAUAUGUAAUGACGACGUCAGUGAGUCAAGUGAUAAUAUAAAUAAAUGCAAUAAGUCAUUUAAAGAAGUUUUAGGAAAACGUAAAACUACCCUAAACUUGAAACAACCCUUGAAAUGUAAAGUUUGCAAUAAAUAUUUUUCAACAACUAGCACCUUACAUCAACAUAAAAUGAUUCAUACAGUAGAACGUCCUUACAAAUGUGAAACCUGUAAUAAAGCAUUUAUAAGAAAUCGUGAAUUAAUUCGACAUAAAAGGAUUCAUACAGGAGAACGUCCUUACAAAUGCGAAAUAUGUAAUAAAGCAUUUUCAACAAGUGAUUAUUUAAGUUUACAUAAAAAAUAUCAUGCGGGAGAACGUCAUUACAAAUGUGAAAUAUGUAAUAAAGCAUUUAUAACAAAUGGUAAUUUAAGUCAACAUAAAAGGAUUCAUACGAAAGAACGUCCUUACAAAUGCGAAAUAUGUAAUAAAGCAUUUUCAACAAGUGAUUAUUUAAGUUUACAUAAAAAAUAUCAUGCGGGAGAACGUCCUUACAAAUGCGAAAUAUGUAAUAAAGCAUUUAUACGAAAUGGUAAUUUAAGUCGACAUAAAAAGAUUCAUACGAAAGAACGUCAUUUCAAAUGUGAAAUAUGUAAUAAAGCAUUUAUAACAAACGGUGAAUUAAUUGGACAUAAAAGGCUUCAUACAGGAGAACGACCUUACAAAGGCGGAAUAUGUAAUAAAGCAUUCAUAGCAAAAGAAACAUUAAACCAGCAUGAAAUGAUCCACACUGGAACCCGUCCUCAUAAGUGUGCUUUAUGCAAUAAAUCAUUCACAAGAAAAGAAACAUUAAACCAGCAUUUAAUGAUUCAUACUGGAGAACGACCUUACAAAUGCGAAAUAUGUAAUAAAGCAUUCAUAGCAAAACAAAUAUUAAACCGACAUCUAAAGAUUCAUACUGGAGAACGACCACAUAAAUGCAAGAUAUGCAAUAAAGCAUUCAGUUUAAAACGAUAUUUAAAACAACAUGAAAUUGUCCACACGAGAGAAAGCAAUCAUUGA
Molecule: messenger RNA, 1296 nt
Organism: Ctenocephalides felis (cat flea)
Lineage: Eukaryota; Metazoa; Arthropoda; Insecta; Siphonaptera; Pulicidae
Product: zinc finger protein 664-like
Exons: 1
Coding region: 1-1296 (431 amino acids)
Source: RefSeq, a predicted model, not a curated record